Macrosteles quadrilineatus (aster leafhopper) is the source of this 1938-nucleotide messenger RNA. Its product is annotated as smad nuclear-interacting protein 1. The record is from RefSeq and is a predicted model, not a curated record. Lineage: Eukaryota; Metazoa; Arthropoda; Insecta; Hemiptera; Cicadellidae. The transcript has 5 exons. Gene Ontology annotation, cellular component: nucleus. Bases 211 to 1782 code for a protein of 523 amino acids. Gene Ontology annotation, molecular function: protein binding; mRNA binding. Gene Ontology annotation, biological process: miRNA processing.
GAAAGGGGAAAGAAAGGGCUCGAUUGGCUCAAAUUUAGAAUCGUUACGUGUGUGUGUUGGUUGUUUUGUGUUUUCGUCCUUUAUAAUAAAAAUAACACAAUUAAGAAUUAAGUUAAUCGUUGUUGAAAUGUGUAUAGCCUAGCAUAAACUUGUUCCAAUAAGGAUAAUUAUUGUUAAAAGAGCAAAAUAGUGUGUCCUUAAACUGAAAUAAUGAUACCAAGAACCCAUGAAGAAAUUGAAGCGCAAAUUCGAGAGAUUCAAUCGAGGAAGAAGAAAUUUGGAAGUGAGGUUGAAGAACGAGUUGGCUUUGGGGAUUCUGGAUCGUUUGACAAAGAAAUAUACGGAAGCAAAAAUAAAUUUGAGGGGUAUUCUAAAUCCAUUGCUGUGGAUGAUGAUGUUGAAGAUGAACCUUCUCUGGUGAGUAAGAAGAACACUUAUACUGCUCCAGCAGCUCUUUACAAAGAAAUUGCAGAAGCAGGAGCAGACAGUGAUCCUUUUGCGGAUAAACGUCGUAAAACAAUUGCUGAAAAGGAAGACGAUUACAGGAAACGACAUCGUAAACUUGUGAUUUCCCCCGAGCGAGUGGACCCGUUUGCAGAUGGAGGUAAGACUCCUGCUACUGGCUCCCGGACAUACAAGGAAGUCAUGAGAGAACAAUGGUUGAAGAGGGAAGAGAGCGAGCUUCGGAACAGGCUUAUCUCAAAGGCGAAGGAAGGAUCUCUCACGUUAAUGAUGGAGUCAGAUGAAAAAAUUACGUCUAGGAAAGUAAAAAAAACUAGGAAAAAAUCCACUCACAGCUCAAUGAAUAAGAAACAGAAGCGAUCAAGAAGCUCAUCAAGUUCAUCGGAGUACACGGAUAGCGAUGAGAGCCCUAAACGGAAAGCUCAGAAAUCAACUAAGAGUCCUGAAAGAAACUACCAGAGAAAACAUAACAGACCACAGAAGAACCGAGGGGAUUCAAGCAGUGAAGAAGACAGUAGAUACAAAUCCAGAGAGAGUAAGACUGACAGAUUGAGAGACACUGGUGCAUUUAGUGGUGUCAGAGUGAAAGAAGAACCUAUCAGUGAAGAUGAGAGGGGUAGGAAAGCAAAGCACAGAGCGGCAGAUGACACACGAAGAAAUGAGUCAAGAAAUCAAAGAGAAGACAACAGGAGAAGAAAUGAAUCUUCAGAUUCAAGAGAUCGAAGUAGUAAGUACGUUAAAGAACAAGAAAGUGAGAAAGAACCAGAAUGGGGUAAAAAAGAGUUAAAAACAGAGAAAAAAGAAGGGGCCAAAAACGCUGCCAAGCCUGAUUUUGGAUUGUCAGGCAAACUUACAGAGGACACUAACACUUACAAUGGAGUCGUGAUCAAAUACAGCGAACCUCCUGAGGCGAGGAAACCAAAGAGACGAUGGCGUCUGUAUCCGUUCAAGGGAGAAACGUCUUUGCCCGUGCUUCACAUUCACCGUCAGAGUGCGUAUCUCAUGGGUAGGGAUCGCAAAGUGGCGGACAUUCCCAUAGACCACCCUUCGUGCUCCAAGCAACACGCCGCCCUGCAGUAUCGCCUCGUCCCGUUCACCAGAGCCGACGGGUCCAAGGGGAGACAAAUUAAACUGUACGUCAUCGACUUGGAGUCUGCUAAUGGAACUUACCUCAACAACAAUAAAAUCGAGCCGAAAAAAUAUUAUGAACUGAAGGAACGAGAUGUGGUCAAAUUCGGUUAUAGUUCGAGAGAGUAUGUUCUUCUUCAUGAGCACAGUAAAGAUUCGGAGGCUGACGAUGAUGUAAAUAACGAUGAUUAGUAUUUUGAAAAUUAAAUGUUGAUUUUUCUAACUGUAUAUAAUAUUGUGGGCCAUUGUAAUUAUACAAUGAUUAUUUGUACAAACAAGUUUUAUAUACUGUACCUUUUCCUUUUAAAUAACUUCUUGAUCAGAACUUUUCCUUCUAUAGUAUAUUUC